UUUGUGUAUUUAAAUUUGUAAAUGUUUCACAAAUUAGAAUACUACUGAAUGCUUAAGUAAAAUUAUUUUUCAAUAAACAAUGUUAUCAUCACAUGCUACAUGAAAAUAGAUAUAUACCUACCAAACAUAAUAUAAGAGUGCAAAAAUAAAAUGCCGCUCACUAAAAUUUUUCUGCCUUUUUCCCCUAUUAACGAUGAAGUUUUCUUUAGAGGAUACUUAAUUAAAAAACAGGGAAAUACACUCAUAUACAUUACUGAGUAUUCUAAUAUACAGGCAGAUAUUGAAAACAAAUUUAAAAUGAAUGGCGAUACUGUUAUUGGUUAUUGUAGCAGCGAACCUUACAUUCCAAAAUAUGUAAACAUUGUACCUAAAAACAUUAUUCUCAUGCAGCGAUGUGAUAAACCGAAAAUAAGUGAAUUGAUUAUAGACGGUGAAAAGAUGUUAAAUCGUCAAGUAAUAAUGGUAGUCUAUGAUAAAGACAAAUUUAUAAAUUCAGAAAUACUCAAUAUUUCCUGCAAUGAAUUACUGAUGUUGCGAGAACUAUUAAAAAAAGAUUGUAAUGUGCCAACAACAUCAGAGUACAAUCCAGUUCUAAACGCUCCAUCUAUAAUAUCAUCAUCUAUGUUUAUCCAACAUUGCUAUAACCAGUUAAAUUUAUUGUUCUGGUUAAAGCAUAGCAUACAAAGAGGAGAGAAAAUAUCUAUAAAACAAGGAAAUUGGAUUCUAGCUCUUAUUGUUGAUAUAAUUUUAGGCUAUUACGUCUUGGAUAUACUGUUAUUUGAUAGAAAUGAAAUUGGAGUUUUAUUACUAGGGAUAUUAGAGAAAUUGGUAAACUCUAUGUAUUCACUUCUUAAAUGGCUUAUGGGAGCACCUGCAGGGUUAAAAUUAAACAAUGCAUUCAAUAAAAUGCUGGGUAAAUACUUCUCUUAUCAUGUGGAGUUAUGGUGGCUUUUUCUAGAUGUUUCAGGGGAACGAUUAGACUUCAUACUGCAUAUUUAUCAAUACUUGGGAUAUUUUGGACUUACCUUCCAAGCUGCUAUCAUUUCUGACAUGUUGUGCAUCACUACCUUCCACUCAUAUUGCAUUUAUGUAUAUGCUGCUAGAUUAUUCAACAUACAGAUAUCUGGUUUGAUUGCUUUGUUGAGAUUAUUUGUGGGAAGGAAAUACAAUCCACUGAGAGGAACUAUUGAUUCCUGUGAAUACACAAAUCAAGAAUUGUUUGUGGGAACAGUUGCAUUUACUAUAUUACUGCUUCUACUGCCAACAACACUUAUGUAUUACAUUGUUUUUACUAUGUUUCGCGUCUUAUCAUUAUUUGUGCAGUAUGUGUUAGCAAAACUGAUACAUUUGAUGCAAACUUUACCAUUUUAUGUAAUUACGCUAUGGAUGACGAGAUCGCCAAAAUUGGCAGGAAACAUUUUCAUUGAAGAAAUAACUAUUAAUAUAAGGUGUCACCUAUUGCUCAAAAUGAGACUAUUCAAUAAACCUUUGAAGGAGCUAAUGAAAACUUUUAAGCCGCCUAUCUCAAUGCCAAAGAAUGUGGAUUGGAAGCAUAUUGUUUCCAGUGUAUUUACAGGAAAGCAGAUAAUAUAAGAAAGACGUUUAAUUCUCUAUUGGAUAAGAGUUUUAUAUGUGACUCACAUAACUUAUACUGAUGUUUUAUUAAAUAUGAUAAGUAUUAUUACUUCAUCAAGACUUGUUAAUUAUUUAUGGGAUUUAUAAUAUAUUAGACAAAGUACUUGUAAAUAAUUGUAAAUAAAAAACAUUUUCUUUUUA
This is a messenger RNA of Colias croceus (clouded yellow), 1776 nucleotides long. RefSeq names its product phosphatidylinositol N-acetylglucosaminyltransferase subunit Q (gene PIG-Q). The coding region runs from base 151 to 1593 and encodes 480 amino acids. Gene Ontology annotation, cellular component: membrane; endoplasmic reticulum. Gene Ontology annotation, biological process: GPI anchor biosynthetic process. Lineage: Eukaryota; Metazoa; Arthropoda; Insecta; Lepidoptera; Pieridae. The transcript is spliced from 7 exons. The record is from RefSeq and is a predicted model, not a curated record.